AUGUUACAGAAGGUCACUGACAAGACUCCAAGGCAUGACAUGAUUAUGAUGAUGGGCGACUGGAACGCUAAGAUCGGGGCCAAACAGGAAGGGGAAGAUGGUGUGGUGGGGCGACAUGGGCUUGGAGAUGAGCGGUCAGAAAAUGGUGUUCGUUUUGUUUCCUUUUGUGCAGCUAACAACCUAGCUAUUGUGUCAACAAUGUUCCCACACAAGAACAUCCACAAAUACACUUGGACUGCUCCUAAUGGGAAGACUAGAAAUCAAAUCGAUCAUGUGACAAUGAAUGGCAAGUUCAAGAGAUCAGUGAGGGAUACGAGAUCUUAUAGAGGGGCAGACUGUGGAAGCGAUCACAACCUAGUUAUCACAACUGUACGACUUUGUUUGCUUAUACCGGAAGUAAGACAGCAGUUUCAAAUUAAGUUGAGGAACAGAUUUAGCUGUUUAGCUGAUGAAAGCACAGAAGUUAACGAACAAGAUGUAGAGACUCGAUGGACUAAUAUAAAGGAAAGUUACAAGAAAACAGCUCAGGAGGUCUUAGGAUACAGGAAAAAACAGAGUAAGCCCUGGAUAAGCGCUACAAGUUGGAAGAAAAUUGAUGAAAGAAGAUUAUGUAAAGCUAAAGUGGAUUCAACCAGGUCAGAGAGACUAAAAGCAGCAUACAGAGAAGAAUACCAAGCUAAAGACAAGGACGCAAAAAAGCAACUUAGGAGAGACAAGAGAAAUUGGAUUGACCAGAUUGCUAGUGAUGCAGAGAAAGCGGCCAAAACAGGCAAUAUGAAGGCGGUGUUUGAUGCUACAAGACAAUUUUGCAACAAACCAAACAGAAGAACAGACUCAGUAAGGAGUAAAGAAGGCAUCCUACUAACAAAAGAGGAAGAGGUAAAGAAAAGGUGGAAGGAACAUUUUGCUGAAGUCUUGAAUAGACCUCCCCCCACACGAUCGGAAGUGGAGAGUGUUGCUUGUGAAACAUUAGAAAUUGAAACAGGUCCCGCUACACAUACAGAAAUUAGGAAAGCUAUACAGCAAUUAAAGAACGGAAACGCUGGUGGUGUUGAUGGUGUGACAACAGAACUGAUGAAGCAGAUAUUGAAACUACAGUAG
Molecule: messenger RNA, 1101 nt
Organism: Dendronephthya gigantea
Lineage: Eukaryota; Metazoa; Cnidaria; Anthozoa; Malacalcyonacea; Nephtheidae
Product: craniofacial development protein 2-like
Exons: 1
Coding region: 1-1101 (366 amino acids)
Source: RefSeq, a predicted model, not a curated record